Messenger RNA from Cynoglossus semilaevis (tongue sole), 664 nucleotides. RefSeq names its product zinc finger protein 532-like. The record is from RefSeq and is a predicted model, not a curated record. Lineage: Eukaryota; Metazoa; Chordata; Actinopteri; Pleuronectiformes; Cynoglossidae. The coding region runs from base 177 to 659 and encodes 160 amino acids. The transcript has 2 exons.
GUCACUACACACUGUUAGAUCCUCCAAAUGAACCAAACCAGUCAAUAUUCCCACCUUCAGUUUAGCGCUUUUAGCUUUAUGAAGACGGUGUCCUUUAACCUAAUCUAACUUCCACAGGGUCCCUCUGUAAUUUCUUUUGUUGUUGUUUUUUUUCCAGACUUAUAUACAAGUGCUCCAUGUGUGACACCGUAUUCACUCUGCAGUCUCUGCUCUACACACACUUUGACCAGCAUGUUGUCAGUCAAAAGGUUUCCGUGUUCAAGUGCCCCGACUGCUCCAUGCACUAUUCACAGAAGCAGUUGAUGAUGGACCACAUCAAAAUCAUUCAUGGGACUCUGAAGAACGUGGAGGCUCCAACUAACCUGGGCAUCAACCUUCCUCUCAGCACAAAGCCCACUAACGCCAACACCAAUAGCAACAGCCUUGGCAAUAACAAUAGUGUAAAUAACAACAAUGAUGGUGGAACUAUUAACAGUAACGACAGAGGAGAAAAGAAAUCUUCAACUUCACCGCAGAAGAAAACAAACAGCAAUGACUCAGCGGUUCAAAAGAAGUCUGCCAGCAUGGGAUACACAUGUGGAGACUGUCAAACCCUCUUCAGCUCCCGGGAGGUCUACGUGAGUCACAUGAGACGUGAACAUGGCAAGGUAUCUCUCUGAUUAUG